UCCCGUCCCGGGCGCGACCCCCUGGCCGUCGCCCCCCCCUAUCCUCCCUGGACACACGCGCACGCAGGUGCAGCCUUCGCUGCGCCGGCCACCGGCCCGCAGAUACUCUGGCCUCGCCCCCCCGCGACCCGGGGUCCCGCCGUGCGGCCGGUGGGGGCCGGGGCGGAGCUGGCGGGCGGCCCUGGGCGCGCGGCCUUGCCCUCGGUGGCCCAGCCCCCACCCCCCAUUCACUGAGCCGCGACCGUGACUCGCUGCCCAGUGACGUGAGGCCGGCCCAACUUUACGUAACCCGCCCGGCGCCCAGUGUCCACACAGGGUACACCCGGGGCGCGGAGGCCCCGGCGUGGGGCGCCGCUUUUCAGUCACGGUGCCCCCUUAAAGGGCUGUGUGGCUCCAGCUCCCCGCCCCCUGCCCGGUGUCUGUAACUUAGUUACCCGGUUUGUGUGGACUCAGCCUACCCGCUGACCCAGGGCCCUUGUGACCCAAGGGCUUACCCUUGACAAAAUGCGGUGGAGAGCUGGGGCCAGGGGCUGGAAGUCAGGGCUCAGAUGAGGAAGCUGAGGCUCAGAGGACAGUGAUACACCCACCUGCACGGAACUUGGUCGCUGCGGUGCACUAACCAGGUAGGUUAGUUAGAACUCCGGGAGUUCGUGAUGGACAGGGAGGCCUGGCGUGCUGCGAUUCAUGGGGUCGCAAAGAGUCGGACACGACUGAGCGACUGAAUUGAACUGAACCAGGUGGUUGGCCCCCGAGGGCCCAUGCCGUGAGGUGAGGACACCCAGCCAGCAUGCCGUGGGACGCGCGACUGCCGGGGGGCGGCGCGGAAGGCGGGCCCGAGGGCGCAGGGGCGGCGCGCUCUAGGGCGCAGAAGCAGUGCCGCAAGUCGUCGUUCGCCUUCUACCAGGCCGUGCGCGACCUGCUGCCUGUCUGGCUGCUGGAGGACAUGCGCGCCAGCGAGGCCUUCCACUGGGACGAGCGCGGCCGCGCCGCCGCCUACUCGCCGUCUGAGGCGCUGCUCUACGCGCUGGUGCACGACCACCAGGGGUACGCGCACUACCUGCUGGCCACCUUCCCGCGGCGCGCCCUCGCGCCUCCCAGCGCCGGCUUCCGCUGCUGCACGGCGCCGGGGCCGCACGUGGCGCUGGCCGUGCGCUACAACCGCGUGGGCAUCCUGCGCCGAAUCCUGCGCACCGUGCGCGACUUCCCAGCCGAGGAGCGCGCGCGCCUGCUCGACCGGCACGGCUGCAGCCGUGUGGAGGGUGGUGGCACGGCGCUGCACGUGGCCUGCGAGCUGGUGCGCCCCGAGUGCCUCUUCCUGCUGCUUGGCCACGGCGCCUCGCCAGGCCUGCGCGACGGCGGCGGCCUAACACCUCUCGAGCUGCUGCUGCGCCAGCUGGGCCGUGACGCCGGGGCCAUCGCCCCUGCGGCCUCCGGGGCGCCUGCGCCGCCGCCUGGGGAGCCGCGCCAGCGCCGCCUGCUGCUGCUGGACCUGCUGGCGCUGUACACACCCGCGGAUGCCGCCGGCCCGGCCCGCCUCGAGCUGCUGGGUGACCGGCCGCGCUGGCGGCGGCUGCUGGGCGAGGAGAAGUUCCAGUGGCUGGCGGGCCUCGCGCCGCCCUCGCUCUUCGCGCGCGCCAUGCAGGUGCUGGUCACCGCCAUCUCACCCGGCCGCUUCCCCGAGGCCCUGGACGAGCUGCCGCUGCCGCCCUUCUUGCAGCCGCUGGACCUCACGGGCAAGGGCUAGAUCGCGGGGGCGCUCCGGGCCCUGGACUUUUGGAGCAUACAAUUUUUAAGAGCGUUGUACCUGGCACUUUACAUAUAUUGUUUCUGGACGGCA
Molecule: messenger RNA, 1837 nt
Organism: Bubalus bubalis (water buffalo)
Lineage: Eukaryota; Metazoa; Chordata; Mammalia; Artiodactyla; Bovidae
Gene: ANKRD9
Product: ankyrin repeat domain 9
Exons: 3
Coding region: 788-1744 (318 amino acids)
Molecular function (GO): protein binding
Source: RefSeq, a predicted model, not a curated record